GAGAGAGAGCAGUGAAUGAGGCGAGGUGGCACUAGCACCCAUUGCACUUCUGUACUGGUCAAGACAAGUACGAAGCUGGAGGUGAUAAGUGCACUCUUGUAAUAUAUAAAUGAAUCUCUGCUUUGUGGUUUCUUGAUAAUUGAUAAGCGAGUCUUUAACCCAUUUCAGUGCUCAAAAUGAAAAACUACUUUAGGUGACGGCCGGGUCUCUUUCACUUUUCGAGUCUUGUUCACUUCUGGGUUUUACCUUAGAUUUUUAGAUACUUCAAUACUCAAGGAGAGACACAAAGGGCUAGAGAGAGAAAGAAAGGAGCUUUGAUGGCUGGUGUACGGUUACAGUGGUGGGGCUUGAAUUUCAGGUCUCUUGGAGCAGUUUUUAUUUGUUUUCUUGGUGUAGCAUCGAUAAUUGUUGUAGCAGAGACAAGAUUAAACCGAGAAGGUUUAGUUGCCAAUGAGAGUGAAGAGGUUGAAUCUGGUUUCAUGUUGAGAGUAAUCAAUUUCUUGUGGCAGGAAGGUCAAUUGGGUUAUACUCAUGUGUGGCCGGACAUGAAAUUUGGCUGGAGAAUUGUGGUGGGUACAAUAAUUGGAUUCUUUGGAGCAGCAUUUGGGAGUGUUGGAGGUGUUGGUGGGGGCGGUAUUUUUGUUCCCAUGCUCACCUUGAUUAUUGGAUUUGAUGCAAAAUCAUCCACAGCAAUUUCAAAAUUUAUGAUUACCGGUGCAGCAGCUUCAACAGUUUACUACAAUUUAAGGCUUAGGCAUCCUACACUUGAUAUGCCCAUCAUUGACUAUGACUUGGCACUCUUGUUUCAACCGGUAUUGGUGCUUGGAAUCAGCAUUGGUGUCUAUGACUUGGCACUCUUGUUUCAACCGGUGUUGGUGCUUGGAAUCAGCAUUGGUGUUAUAUUAAAUGUGAUUUUGGCUGACUGGAUGAUCACAGUUCUGCUAAUUAUUCUCUUCAUAGGGACAUCAACCAAGACUUUCUUAAAAGGUGUUGAAACAUGGAAAAAGGAAACCAUAAUUAAAAAGGAGGCUGCUAGACGUUUGUUAUCAAAUGGUGAUGAUAAUGAUGAAGUGGAAUACAAGCUUCUUGCUGGAGGCUCGAGCAAUGGUGCAGGACCAGAAUCGAAGGAGAAAAAAGAAGAGGUUUCUCUUUUUGAGAAUGUUCAAUGGAGGGAACUCGGAGUUCUCUUUGCUGUCUGGGUGAUUAUCCUUGCAUUGCAGAUCUCCAAGAAUUAUACAUCAACUUGCUCAGCAGCAUACUGGGUUCUCAACAUAUUGCAGUUUCCAGUUGCUCUAGGAGUUAGUGUCUAUCAGGCAGUUAACUUUACAAGGACGGAGCGAAGAUUAAAUCCAAGGGAGAGCGCCGGCCACAAAUUUAAAAGCUACAACCAGUUGGUUGAUUCUUUAUUGCUGCUGUGCGAGUAUUGGCUGGCUCUUUAUUGCUGCUGUGGAGUAUUGGCUGGUGUAGUUGGUGGGUUGCUUGGUCUUGGUGGAGGAUUCAUUUUGGGGCCACUUUUUCUGGAAUUGGGAGUCCCUGCACAGGUUUCAAGUGCCACAGCCACAUUUGCCAUGACAUUUUCUGCUUCCAUGUCAGUCAUCGAGUACUAUCUCUUAAAACGUUUUCCCGUUCCUUAUGCUUUAUACUUUGUUGCUGUGUCCACCGUCGCGGCCUUUGUAGGGCAGCACGUUGUAAGAAGGCUUAUCAGUAUAUUAGGGAGAGCAUCUAUAAUUAUCUUCAUUUUGGCAUUCACAAUAUUUGUGAGUGCAAUAUCCCUAGGUGGAGUUGGCAUAGCAAAUAUGGUAGAGAAGAUUGAGAAUCAUCAGUACAUGGGAUUUGAGAACCUCUGUACCUAUGAAUCCUAGGCUUGCUUUUAUUUAACCAUUAUUUUUCUUUACAUUCAAAUUUCUCAUAUAGCAAUUUGUGAAUCCCAGGAUGUUGGCCAAUCAAUGCAAACUAUCCUGGUGGGAAUAAUGGUUAGCUUGUGCCAAAUUUUUAUGUUUCACAUGUACACCACUCAUGGCCUGGGCUUUGGAUAUUUUACCACUAGAAAUUUAAUCUGUUGUAGUUCGCAAAUGCAU
Molecule: messenger RNA, 2078 nt
Organism: Jatropha curcas
Lineage: Eukaryota; Viridiplantae; Streptophyta; Magnoliopsida; Malpighiales; Euphorbiaceae
Source: RefSeq, a predicted model, not a curated record